CAUUUAGGAAAACACUAUGUAUAUAUAGGUAAUCGUGCAGUUAAGGACUUCAUUACAUGUGAUCAUUCAAUUUUAUCAAACCCCAGUUCAGCUAGGUGUUGCUUGUUUGUCCCAUUUUUUUUAUUAGAGUACAACGCGCGCAUAAAAUAACUUUGACCAGACUGUAAUUCGUGUCUGAAGUAAUAUGCAGGUUUUGUGUGAUCUAUUUUUAGAAACAGUGCCCAGAGCUAAUGUAGGCCCGGCGUUUUCAGUGAAAUUUCACGAUGGGUCAAACAUAUGAUGAGCGUACACCUUCAGGAUAAUCUCUAAACAGUCGCGCGAACCAAACAUGUAGGGGUUUCACACUAAAGAGGGGUUAUACCCGAAACGUUUGUGAUUUUUCACAAGACGACACUUUGACAUUAUUCUACGUUAUCAGUUUUCAAGUUAUAUUUCCUUUUGAACGUUUAUAAUCCCUAAAGAGCCUGGGAGCGAGAUUACUACGCGCGUGCAGACUCCCAACUGAUCAGUUUAAAUUGUUACGUUACAUUGGUAAUUCUUAAUUUAAUAUUUACUAAAUUAGGCUUAAUUAAUUUCACUACUGCCUCUCUGGGCUCAAUAUUAACUGAUGUUUGCAUCACUCCUGAGUUCUUCUAGCGGAACAACCUGAACAACGCACAACUUCAUCAGUUCCUAACUCAUAGCUACAAGACUAGCCUGUAGUUUACAACGUGUAAGUUUUGUAUUCUAUCUCGCGCUCAAAGUCCUUGUUUUUGAAAGGUAGUUACAGGUGGGAUGAAUGGUCUUAUAUUUUACUGGUGGACAAGCCGGCUCAUGCCAAUCGCGUGGUGAAAUCUCCUUAUUAAUAUUAACAAAUCAAGGGUCGAUUGAUCGCCGAAUCUUGUGUAGAUCGUCAAAUUUUAUUUUGAAAAACGUGGAAUGUUUUCAGAUUCACUCAGCGCUUUGUACAGAUGUAUCUGAGCUGAAACCAAACAUGGAACUCCGAAGCUUUAUUCGAUUCUGUCAACUCAUGAAAAUGUUCGUUACAUUUUCCGGAGUGUUAAUCUUUAAUCACACUUCAAGUCAUCUGCUGCUCAGAUUUUGCGGAUAUUCAAUUGUUUCUAUGGUCGUAGUGUAUGUUCUUUGCUUUACUUCACUGGCGAUUUUCUGGUGCGGAUUUCAACGCUCGUUAAGAGCCAGUGGAACAAGAGAACGUCAACAGAUUCUACAAGAUCUACGCUCCAUUGAGACUGAGAAAAUUCCUCUAAUCAUUGACCGGUUUUUAGAGCUAGAUAGAGCUGGAACACAGAGAGUAAAUCACGCUAACAAAGUCGCUGACUGUGCUGCGGAUAAACAAUGUGUAGUUUGCUUAGAUGCCGAAGCUUGUAUUCAAACUUUCCCGUGUGAACAUGUCGUGGUGUGUGGUUGGUGUGCGUGGCAAUCUCUGAAGAUUGCGUUCAUGCAGCAGUCCCCGCAUCGCUGUGUCGUCUGCAGGACUGAGAUUCAGGAUUUCAGCGGUUGUUUGAUAAAGGACUUGGUAAAUCUGAACUGGAAGGAUGUGAAGAAGAUCAUUGAAGAAAUUAAAACUGGCUAAGCUCCUGGCCGGAUUCACGGAAAAGUGGAAUCAAAUGAGGAGAACUGGACGAAUGAUCCCAGUUUACGGCAAAUAUCCACCCUCCUGGGUGAACCUUCUGCCUUUUGAAGCUCGGUAAAAUAAAGGCUUUGCUCGUAGGAUGAUAAAUAACACACACGGAAUAAUUUCAGAAUUCUAAUUCAUGGCUGCAAGAGUGGAUAAACGUGACAUGAUCAGCGGGCACAGUUGUAAUCACAAAGUAACUUUUAAGUAUAACUGCUGUCUAAAUCACCCCGUGUCUGUUUGACAACGAUAAAACUGAUAUUAUAAGCAGUAAGUAAAUGUUCUUCGCUUGUUGAAGAAAAAAAUAAGAUAAAUUAAAGAAAUUUAGAAAUGUCGUUGUAACUCUUUUAGACGUGUAACGGUUAGUGCUUUUUGCGUACCUUAUAACAGAGCGAUACUUGAGCGGAUGUUUUAAGGCCACGCGCCGAUCGUUUGUAAGCACGGCUAGACUCGAAAUAAAGGCUACAAUCGUUACGUACUCUACCCAUAAAACCAAUCACCCGAACAACGGGUUCUUGGACGGUUUCGUUAUUGUAGAAAGCAAGAUUUUGCGCCACUCGCAUGGGUAUAAGAACCCCUGUGACGAGAAGAUCAACAAUCGUCAAUGAAAGUAUGUAGAAAUUCAGGCGAUUUGAAGAGACCUGUUUUUCAAAAUCGCCAAGCAGACCAGGCAGUUGCCAAAUGUUGCCAGCACGACAAGACAUAUUUCGAUCAAGGCUGCAUGCCAAGAAAAGCUCUUGUUUGGAAUAAAAUGCAAUUAGAAGUGUUGCGUUGGUAGU
Molecule: messenger RNA, 2394 nt
Organism: Orbicella faveolata
Lineage: Eukaryota; Metazoa; Cnidaria; Anthozoa; Scleractinia; Merulinidae
Source: RefSeq, a predicted model, not a curated record